This is a messenger RNA of Miscanthus lutarioriparius, 1896 nucleotides long. NCBI's taxonomy places the organism in Eukaryota, Viridiplantae, Streptophyta, Magnoliopsida, Poales, Poaceae. The record is from the annotation of a GenBank genome assembly.
AUGUCCCCCGCGGCCACCGCGUGCGCCACGCCGGCGGCGGCGCGCCCGCCCCUCAACACGGUCCCGACCCGCCGCUCGCCGCCCUCUGCCGCGCGCCCGCCAUCGGCCACCCCCGCCCGCCGCGCCGCCGGCUGCUGCUUCUGCGCCGCCGCCGCCUCCUCCAACUCCUCGGCAUCGUCGCCCUCCACCUGGGACUGGACCCGAUGGAGCCGCCACUUCGACGAGGUCGACCAAGCCGAGAGCUACGCAUCUCUCCUCCAGUUCCAGCUGGAGGAGGCGGUGGAGAACGAGGAUUUCGCGGAGGCCGCCAAACUCAAGAGGGACAUCAUAGAGGCCACCGGAAACGACGCCGUAGCCCACGUCAUGGCCGAGCUCAAGAGUGCUAUAGAGGAGCAACGGUACCAGGGCGCGUCGAGGUUGACAAGGCUUGCUGGGACCAGCUUGGUAGGUUGGUGGGUGGGAUAUGCUAAGGACACUGAUGAUUCCAUUGGGAGAAUCGUAAGAAUAAGCCCUGGUGUCGGGAGAUAUGUGGCCAAGAGCUACAGCCCAAGGCAAUUGGUCACUGCAUCUUCAGGGACUCCAUUAUUUGAAAUUUUCCUUGUCAGAGAAGAUGACGAGACAUAUACAAUGAAGGUGGUACACUUGCGACCAACAAAAGGAACUUCAGGUGCAUCAUCCAUAUCAUCAACAAUAACAGAAAGCCCAGCAAAGGUAGAGAAUGAAAGUUCAUCAGAAAGUAGUGCUAUAUCUGACAGUAUUACAGAGGAGGCAAAUACAGACACUCCAGUAAAAGGAAAUGAGGAUGCUGAAGAGAAAGAGCAAGAUGUUGGUAGCAGCAAGGAUAGUAGUGUCGAAGGAUUAAAAAGUGUUUUGAAUUUUUUUAAGUCUCGAAUUCCGGAAUUCAAAGUUCAGGUGAUAAAUGUUGAUGUGUCUGAGGAAACUGAAUUGGCUGCAAAUUUGUCCGAAGAAUUAGCGCAAGAUGAUGUGAAGAGUACUCCAGAAAGCUCAUUGGAAGAGCCAACCACUGAGGAACUUGAGCAGGAGGAAGAUGUUCCAGAAGAAGAUAUGGAUGAAGAAAGUAAAAGUACGGAAGUGAAGCUUUUUAUUAGUGGAGUAGUUCACAAUAAAGAAGAUGCUGGAGCAAAAUCAUAUGUUCUGAGUUCCAGCGAAAUAAAUAACAUGGAAAAAGACUCCUUUGAACUGUACAUUCCUGGAAAAGGUUCUGAUCGUGAUCUGGCUGAAACAAAGGCUGCAAAACAGAAAGUUGCAGAUAUGGCUGCUAAAUUAGCCUCAGAGCUUAUGCCGUCUGAUGUUGCUAAGGCAUUAUGGGGUACAACCAAGAGUUCUUCAAAGAUAAAUAAAGAAGUUCAGGAGCUUUUAAGGCUUACGUUAAGCAAGGCCCAAGUCAAGCUGACCGAGAAUACCAUUUUUAAUCGGAUCAUUAUGGACACUAACAGCACAGAUCCAUUUAAUGGUCUCUAUGUGGGAGCAUUUAGUCCAUAUGGACCAGAAAUUGUGCAGCUCCGACGGAAGUUCGGCCACUGGAAUAGUACUGAUGACGUUGAGUUUUUCGAGUAUGUCGAAGCAGUAAAGUUGACUGGUGAUCUGAGUGUCCCUGCUGGCCAGAUAACGUUUCGUGCAAAGAUUGGGAAGGGCAAGCGACUUGAGAAUCGGGGCACGUAUCCAGAGGAAUUCGGUGUGAUUGCCAGUUAUAAAGGUCAGGGUAGAAUAGCUCAGCCUGGAUUCAAAAAUCCUCGAUGGGUGGAUGGUGAGCUGUUGGUGCUCAGUGGCAAGAGUACAAUCCCACACCUUGGAGGCGCAGAGCUCGGUUUCCUGUACAGCUUACCUGAGCAGAGUUUUCUGGUUCUCUUCGAUCGGCUUAACCUUCCCGAGUGA